Messenger RNA from Fusarium vanettenii 77-13-4, 912 nucleotides. RefSeq lists its product as uncharacterized. The transcript has 3 exons. The record is from RefSeq and is a predicted model, not a curated record. Gene Ontology annotation, cellular component: mitochondrion. The coding region runs from base 1 to 912 and encodes 303 amino acids. NCBI's taxonomy places the organism in Eukaryota, Fungi, Ascomycota, Sordariomycetes, Hypocreales, Nectriaceae.
AUGUCUACUGGGCAGGGCUUGCGCUCACUUGCAAAGGCGUCUACUUUGCUCACUUCCGCUCAGCCAGCAAAUUCAAUCAUCUGCCGACAGUGUCAAAGAUCCUUUGCAACGACGCCGGCUCAAUGGGCCGGUCACAACAAGUGGUCCAAGACGAAACAUAUCAAGGCGGUCACGGAUAAGAAGAAGAUGACUGAGCGGGCUGGGUUUACUAAGACGAUUGCCAUGUAUUCAAGGAUGUACGGUGAUGAUCUCAAGUUUAACCCUCAAUUGGCCAGUGCCAUAGCUGCUGCAACAAAAGCGAGCAUUCCGAAAAACUUGAUCGAGGGCGCCAUUGCACGAGGUCAAGGUCGUUCAGCCUCUGGAGCCCAGCUUGAAUCCAUGUCCCUCGAAGUCUUGAUGCCCCCCACCAUUGCCAUGAUUGUUGACGCCGAGACGGACAACAAGAUCCGUACUCUCCACGACCUGCGACUUGUGGUCAAGAAGGCCGGCGGCGUCGUCGGAUCGACCACCUUUUACUUCACCAGGCGUGGACGUGCCGUCUUCAAGACGAAAGAAGGCGGCCCCUCACUGUCUGACGUUCUGGACGAAGCACUUGAGCACGACGGGCUAGAAGAUGUUGAGGAGCUGCCGGAAGGCGAUUUCCUAGUUUGGACCCAGCCCAACACACUGGCCGCCAUCACCGAAGCCCUGUCCAAGAAGUUUGAGCUCGAGGUAUUGGAUUCCGACAUUGUCUGGGCCCCGAACGAGGACACAAUGGUCAGCGUUGAUAAGUCUGCUGAAGUCGAGAGCCUCGAUCUUCUCUUCAACGGGCUCAAGGAGUACCCCGAGGUCAAGGCCAUCUACGCCAACGUGCGCCAGGGAACCAUCGAGGACGAGGAGUGGGACAGAGUCGAAAGGAACCUGGAUGUAUAA